Molecule: messenger RNA, 552 nt
Organism: Morchella sextelata
Lineage: Eukaryota; Fungi; Ascomycota; Pezizomycetes; Pezizales; Morchellaceae
Exons: 1
Coding region: 1-552 (183 amino acids)
Source: RefSeq, a predicted model, not a curated record
AUGCCCCGCUCGUUCUCCCCCGACAGAAUCCGCGUCUUCUCCGCCACCGGCGAAGAAAUCACCGGCACCCCCGAAGCUGCGCUCUCCCUCCGCCAGCUCGAAGGGCUCGAACCCAUGGGUGACGGCACCUUCACCAUCCCCGACCCCGACGAGAUGACCACUCUCGACAUCCAGGGCAUCCACUGGGAGAUCAACCGUGUCCAGCGCCGCAUCGAGAUGAACGAGCGGUACAGUAAACUAUGCGCUCAGCAACUGAUGUUCAUCCAACAGACGAAGUUGAUCAAGGACGCUGCGAAGAUGGCCUUGGACGUCAAGGAGAAGUACCCUGAGAUUCUGUGGGGAACGGCGGAGGAAGUGAGUAUCAGGGUCGUGCUGCAGGUCGCUGCGAGGCAGCUGGGGGAGGAUAAUCGGAAAUUUGAUGAGGAGAUGGUGGAUUGCAAGAGUGAGCUACAGUUGCUGGAGGAGCAGCUGGCGGCGGAGACGCGGAAGUGUAGAGAGUGCUAUGCGGAGAUUUUGAGGGAGUAUGGCCUGAUGACUGAGGGUCUGGAGUAG